AUGGUAGUCAAUUGGAAGAAGUCAUUUCCAAGGCCUUUGUUGUUCUCUUUGUUUUGGAGAGCAUGUAAUGCUAACUCAGCUUUCACUUUCAAGAAGGCUAUGGAUCAAUUAGGCAAAGUUAAUCCAGCUGGCAGGAUUUGGCUUUCUAAAUUAGGAGAUCAAAAGAGGUGGAGUAAACACAAGUUCAACACUGAACUGAAGUGUGAUGUCAAUGUCACCAAUUUUGUUGAAAGCUUCAAUGCCACACUAGGAUUGGAUAGGAGCAGACCAGUUAUGACAUUACUUGAAAGUGUUAGAAGGAACACUAUGGUUAGAAUGGCAAAAAGGAGGCAGGUUUCUGAGACAUGGAAGAGGCAAGACAUAUGCCCACACAUUAUAAAGAGGAUACAACAGCUUAUUCAUGAGAGUAGGACUUGCAUUGCAUACAUGAGUGCUGAAGGAGAGUAUGAGGUUCAAGAUAGCAAGUCUGUGCUCCCUGUAAACCUCAACAACCACACUUGCUUAUGCAAUGUGUGGCACCUGACUGAAAUUCCAUGCAGGCAUGGUAUAAGAGCCAUCAUUAAAGCAAGGUUGGACCCCCACUCAUUUGUCAAUGACUGGUAUUCAGUCACCAAGUACAAGGAAGCUUACAGCUGUGGGAUUAAAUCCAUACCAGAUGUUGAACAAUGGCCACCCAUAGACAUGCCUCACAUUAAUCCACCACCCAUGAAAAGGGGCAUAGGGAGGCCUACUAAAGAGAGGAAGAGAGCAGAUGAUGAAGAAAGGAAGGGCAAAAGGGCUAAGACAGUUAGGUGCAGCAACUGUAAAGCUUUUGGCCACAAUGCAGCUACUUGCAAAGGAGGUAUGACAGCUAAGCAAAAGGCAAGCUAUGGUAAAAAGGGUAAGAAGAAGCAGCAAGCACCACCAUCCUCUCAACCAGCAUUACGGACAAGAUCAAGAUCAAGAUCUGCUGCAGCUGUUGCUACAUCACAGCCUUAA
Chenopodium quinoa (quinoa) is the source of this 978-nucleotide messenger RNA. RefSeq lists its product as uncharacterized. Gene Ontology annotation, molecular function: zinc ion binding. The record is from RefSeq and is a predicted model, not a curated record. Bases 1 to 978 code for a protein of 325 amino acids. NCBI's taxonomy places the organism in Eukaryota, Viridiplantae, Streptophyta, Magnoliopsida, Caryophyllales, Amaranthaceae. The transcript is spliced from 2 exons.